UCUACACAUUAUAUAUAAUCUGCAGUGCUCAGGCAUUCAUCAUUUAGUUUUAAUCCGUAAACCACAUCAGAUCAAAAUGUUCAAAACUAUUUGUAUACUUACACUGACGCUAACCAGUGUCAUUAGUGUCCCAGUGGAAUCACCAACUGAUUCUAAAGGUUUAAAUCGACCUUCACCAAUCAACCCAGAUGUAAUAAGUGAUCCAAAACCACAAGAUGUAUCCACCAGUGUACCACCAAGUUCACCGGACGCAGGAAGCCAUAUUCAAAAAAUUCCAGCCAAGGGAGAAAAGCUAAGCUCCGAAUUGGACCAGCAUAAACAGACACACAAGAGAGAAACAACAUCCGAGAAUGCCGUAUCCAAACCAGCUUUCAGACGAGAUCAAGCUACUAGUACAUCUACUGUUGCUCCCAAACAUUCAGUCACUACGACCCAUGAACCUGUAUCUCUUAAAACUCCCGUCGUUCACUCAUCGAACACAAAAGUAAAACGCGAGGUCGAAUCUUCUAAUGCAACAACAACAACCCGUGCUCCAGUAAUUAGUAGUAGCAACGAUGACAACGAUAACAGUGCCCCACACUUUGUUCGACCAGUUCCUGUGGAGCAGAUUCUGAAAAACAUUCACGAUGCACCGAAGCACCAUGAACAUUCACAGGUAGUUUCACUACAUGAUCAUGAGACCGAGCACGUGACACCAUCUAUCCCAACUACCGCCAGCCCGAAUGGCGAUGAAACCAAAACCGUGGAUGAUCACAAGGUACAUCGUGUUUCGCUACAUAAGAAAAAUAAUUCUGAUAAUAGCAAGUCUUCUGAAGAAGACAAGUCCUCUGAAGAGGGCAACAAAGAUCAGUGAUUCAAAUAACGUACUGAAAAUGUGAUAUAUUGA
Messenger RNA from Ochlerotatus camptorhynchus, 886 nucleotides. RefSeq lists its product as uncharacterized. The coding region runs from base 77 to 853 and encodes 258 amino acids. The transcript is spliced from 2 exons. NCBI's taxonomy places the organism in Eukaryota, Metazoa, Arthropoda, Insecta, Diptera, Culicidae. The record is from RefSeq and is a predicted model, not a curated record.